CUAAAUCAAACCAACAAUCACUAGUCAUUCCUGUCAACUUAAAAUGUUAUCCAACAUGUAGGCCAUACAUGUUCAUUUAUAUCUCAAUGUGUUGAGUAAAAAGUAAAUUUUACUUUUAAAGAAACAUUUUAACAGUCAGCGGCUGUAUAAGUUUGAUUAUUUUGUUCAUUCUUUGAAUGUCUGUAAAAGUGUUACAGAAUCAGCCCUUACGUACAAAAAUUUAAAUGUAAGUUAUUCUAUUAUGACAAAGGCCAGUGCUGAUUUAUAUGUUUUCUAGACAGAUAAUUUUGGAAGAUAAAGAAUUUUAAUAAACUCAUAGUUUUUGCUGAGCCUUACACACUAUGUGUUGUAUAAGUACAUAGGUAUUCUAUUAAAACUCCUCUGCUUCAAACUCGCUCACAUUUAUGUGUGAUAAUUUUAAACAAAACAGUGAAAUUCUGAGCGAGAAACUUUUGACAAUAUUUCUUUUAUUCUUUGGGUUUAUAUUUUAAUGUGAUUGACCCAUUUAAGUUAUCAACUUUUAUAACCAUUGUGCCUAAUGAUAUAAUUACAGGCCACACCUGCAUUUUACGUACUUCAAUUUAUUUAGCCUUUGUUAGUGACAGCUAAACAUUAUUAACAAAAAAUUACUGUAUACUUACAUUAAUACUUACAUUAUUUAUUUUAGAAUUAAUUGUGUAAAUAAAAAAUGUUUUUUUUUGUUAUAUAGGAUUUUUAUUUAUCUAAUAAUUACUUUUUUAACCUUUAAUUGUAAUCGUAUGCCAGUUCCACACGCCAAAUGUAUGAACAUAGUGUACAUUGAAUGUAGGAAUUAAUAGUUUGAAUGUAGUUUGAAAAAUGCUUAUAUUUACUGCCUUAGUUCGGCAAACUGGUGCGAUAGUGUGGAGCCGGCAUUAUGUCUUUAGGGUUAAGCCUGUAAUGACACGUGGAUAAUGAGAAUUUUAAAAAAGUGGAUAAUGAUAAAUAAAUAAAAGUCGUUAUUGUAAAAGUUGGUAGUUAUUUAGCUGUUUAAAAUGUAAAAAAAGCAGAUUAAACAAACUGUUUAACUAUUACCAUCAUCAUGUAAUCUAAGAACUUUAUUCUUGGAGUUUUAUCCAUUUUAGUAUAUUUUGCAGCAUCUACUUUCAUCCUACACGACACGAUGACCAUAAUCUAUUGCCCUACUAAUAUUAUAAACGAACGUUUGUGUGGAUGUAGGUAUGUAUUUUUGUUACUCUUUCACGCAAAAUCUACUGGACCGAUUGUUAUGUGAACAUAACCUGGAAUAAAACAGGGUAAUUUUUAUCCCGAAAUUCCCACGGGAGCGAAGCCCCGGGGCGCAGUUAGUUACCUAUAAAUGCCUUUCUUCGCUUCAAGCUUCUAUUUCUCCUUCAAUCAAACAUCAUUCCUUGUUAUUAUGUUCUUUCUUUUUUAAUUUGAUCUAGUAAGUACUUCCUCUUUGUUGUUUAAUUAUAAUAAAACUCAUUUAACAACUAAUCUAUUUAAUAAGUAAGAUACUUUAUAAGUCCAGAGUCAAAGAUCAUUUUAUCAGAAAAAUUCGACGUAAGGGGAAUUUGUUUUAUCUGUUUACGCGAACCGACAAGAGUGCGCGUUGAUUUCUAAGCAAAUUUUACUGUGCAAUAAAUAAGCCUGAAUUUUCAGCCAUAAGUGCCAUCAUAUUUUCAACUAGUUUUAGUUAUUAGAUAGGUUGAUAUUUUAGUACCUAUUAGUUUGGAGAUGCGUGAUGUGAAAUCGGGGGACUUCGAUGGCGAUUUGUCUGCGCCGAGCUCCGUGCAUUCUGUAGACAGUUACGAGCACGAUGUCCAGGGCAGUGUCAGUUUCUAAACAAUUGAAGUCUCUCUUCUCUUCGCGGCUCUAACGCAAAGAAACCCGUCAGCGUAAAAAAUGUGAUCUUUCAACUAGCCGCUUGCCUGACGGUAACCCUCCUUGGGUGAUAGUGUUGCUGACCAGCUAUGAGGGUCUAUGUGUCCCUACUCGCGUAGUCGUGAGUCUUGUGACAUUCACAAGGGGAUAAGGAGUGGUCCUAAGUACCUAUUCUAGCGCACAAUAUUCAGCAGUGACUGCUCCGAUUUUUACGACGUGGAAACCGAUGAGCGGAGUCGAAGGAAUAAUAGAAACAUCAACUCCAGGAUAUCAACUCCUUGCAGCCACCUGAUCAUGGACCGAUUGGAAACCUCACCAUUGUUGACCACAGUACCCAUACAUGGCUACAACAACUUUAACGGACAUCCCCAUACAGAACUUACGUCGAGUAAAAUUAUAUCAUCCUACGAGAGGAUGGAGAAUUCUAAGAGACAUGAGAAGAAACAACAGAGCUCUUUAGUCACGAUAUUCUCAGUAUGGAACACAAUAAUGGGUUCGUCUCUGCUGACGAUGGCGUGGGGGGUGGAGCGAGCCGGUCUCCCAGCUGCCCUUGUACUAGUAGCUGUCAUGGCCGCCUUGUGUCUCUACACUGCCCAUGUACUGCUCAGGGUAAACUUGCAUCAUGGCACGGUGACCUGCGAGGUGCCAGCACUCUGCAGGACGCUGUUAGGCAGGCCUGCAGAGGUGGUGGCCCACGGGUUCAGCCUCGUGGUGCUACUGGGCGCCAACAUCGUCUACUGGAUACUAAUUACCAACUUCUUGUACUUCACUGUCAAUUAUUUCGCUGAUCUCCGAAACUCAAACACGACGGAGUACAACUCGACCCUGCUCUGUCCGAAACACGAUGGUGUGAACGGCUCCCUCAUCAUUCCUGUGGACACUGACAGCACGCUGUAUUGGGGGCUGCACACCACGGUGCCUAUUUAUGUCGCCAUAAUCGUCUUCCCACUGCUCAACUUUAAAAACGUUACCUUUUUCACCAAAUUUAACUCUUUGGGUACCCUGUCAGUGGCGUACCUACUCAUAUUCGUGCUGACCAAAGGCGUCAUCUGGGGCGUCAACAUCAGCGCGCACGCGGCCGACAUGCACAUCGGGAGGAACGCAGCCGUCCUCAGUGGAAUGUUGGCUUUGUCCUUCUACAUUCACAACAUAAUCAUCACAAUCAUGAGCAAUAACGCGAGACAAGAGAAUAAUGGACGAGACCUUGCCAUAGCAUUUAUCCUGGUGACCCUGACGUACACGCUGGUCGGAGCUGGAUUCUAUAUCUGCUUUCCUCUGGCCAAGUCUUGUAUAGAAGACAAUAUCCUUAACAAUUUCGAGAUGCACGACGUAAUGACGGCGGUAGCAAGAAUAUUGCUACUAUUUCAGGUGGUGACAGUAUACCCUCUAGUGGCUUACAUGCUGCGUUCCGAAGCCAUCCUACUGCUGCCAUUUCCAGAAUCGAGAUGUCUGACUGUCUGUAUAAACACGGUCAUUGUGAUCAUGUGUAUGUUAAUCGCAUGCGUCUGUCCUAACAUUGGGACUAUUAUAAGAUACACAGGUGCUGUUAGCGGCUUAGUCCACAUCUUCACGCUUCCCUCCGUACUACAAAUAAAGUCUUUAAAACUACGCGGGAAGCUCACCUGGUGGAAAACUGCGUUCUAUUGCCUCAUAGUAUUGUUCGGAGCCAUUAAUCUUUUGAUGCAGUUCUUUAUCAGCGAGUAGUCGUCAUUUUGGCACGCUAAUUCUAAAUUCGGGUCAGCAACGCCAUGUUUUCGUGUUAGCUCACACAAAAACAUAUGUUUUCUUAACAGAUUAGGGGCGUGGCCUAACA
This is a messenger RNA of Plodia interpunctella (Indianmeal moth), 3676 nucleotides long. RefSeq names its product sodium-coupled neutral amino acid transporter 9 homolog. NCBI's taxonomy places the organism in Eukaryota, Metazoa, Arthropoda, Insecta, Lepidoptera, Pyralidae. Gene Ontology annotation, molecular function: L-amino acid transmembrane transporter activity. Gene Ontology annotation, biological process: amino acid transmembrane transport. The record is from RefSeq and is a predicted model, not a curated record. The transcript has 13 exons. Bases 2158 to 3567 code for a protein of 469 amino acids.